AUGCAUUCAGCUGUUCAAGGAACAUUUUUAAAUGAGCAAAGAUUCCUCAGAAUGUCUUUAAACGUAAAAGGUCUUUCUUUUACAGAAUAAAAAGACAAAACCAAUAUUGAUGACUAUAUUUUCCAUCUGAAUUCUAAAAAUUUUGAUGUUGAAAUCCAGCUUUUCUCACAAGAGACGUAUCAAGAAGCUCUGGAUCUUAAGGAACUGGGUGAAGAUAUUUUGAAAUUGGAUAUUUCUGCCAUAAUAUAUAAUAUUUAAGACAUGCUUACUGAUAGUGGAAAUUGCUAUAUGUGGUUUGAAUAAUAAUCUAUAGACUUACAAACUAUAUUUAAGGAUCGAUCGAUUCUUCCUCAAAUAGUUUACACAAGACCAGUGGGUGAAAUGCAAUUCCAGCUUAUUAAACUAAUCUCUAAAGAAAAAAUGAACAUGGGAUAAUCCCAAUAUGAUGGCGAUGGAGUUCCAAAAUGUUAUGAUAGUCUUGAUGGUCUAGCAAGACCCAGAGCAGUUGGGAAGGCAACCUUCUAAUCUUGUCUCGGACAGCUUGACUCUGAGGAUAUAGUGGACCUCGCUUGUGGUGCUGGGCAUUUCACGCAAUUUUACAAAGGCCUCACAAACGGAGAAGUCUGGGGAAUGGAUUAAAGCAUCGAUAUGAUAGAACUUGCUAGGCAAUAAGCUGCAAUAAAAGGGAAAGAUGAUAUAGUAUUCACCUAUUGCGACUUGAGUGAGAAACUUAAUAUCAUCAAGAAGUUUGAUAUAGUGAGUAGCUCCUUCUUGCUAGACCAUGCUGAAUCGGUUGAGAUGUAUGAAGAUAUGGUCAGAGCAAUGUAUAAUCUCCUGAAUCCCAAAGGCAUAGUGAUUGGAAUGACUACUGCUGCUUUAUCUUAGGAAGAUCUUGAGGUAUUUCAGGAGAGGGAAGGCGUAAUCUUUGACAUGGAAUCCAGCGGCUUCGAUUCUGAUGGUAAACGUCUCAUCUUCUAGAUUCAGAAUCAUCAAGCUGGCAAAGAAGUUGUGAUAGAAUACUUCUAUUACACAACUGAAACAAUUGAGAAGAUUUUCAGAAAGGUCGGCUUUGAAGACUUCAAAUGGAUUCCCACAGUUGUGCCUCUAGCAAAAGAUGGCUCAAAGAUUGAGGAAUUCUCAUUCAACUAGGAUCUCUUAGUGUUCUAAGCAACUAAGAAAGAUAACAGCUUCUACAAGAAUAACUAGAUCGCUGCCUACAACAAGUCUAAGGCCUAAGCCCCUGCUCGAAAAACUGACGAUGCUCUCUUCAAAAGAAUUCUCGGUGAUAUUUCAACGGAAGACAUUCUUGAUCUAGCAUAUAUUCAGAAGAUGAUGAUCUAGUCCGCAAUUGAACUUGGAGGCGACAUUCAUUAUUUGGUUUCUGAUUGUGCAGAGCUUAAUCCAGAAUAGCUUCCUAAAUUUAACAUUGCUGUUUCAUCUUUUCUUCUAAGUUAUGCUGACAAUUUUGAAAAACUGUUAAAAUUCGUGCAAAAUGUGUACGAUGUCUUGAAACCAAACAGCAGAUUUAUUGGGCUAGAAAUGAAUCCCUUUUUUGUACCAAAGAGUGAUGGUAAACAGCAUUCAAAGUAUGGAAUUGCUUUUGAUAUUCCUUCAUUACCUUUAAAGGACGGUGAUGUACUUCCUCACAAACUUGUAGAUAUUGAGAAUGGAGAGGUUCUUCUAGACUCUUUUACCUUUUACACUUCCUCAUCAAGCUUCAACAAAGCAUUUAACCAAGUUGGAUUCACCGAUUUCAAGUUCAUUCGCCAUGCCCUACCAGAUGAUCUUAGAAAAUAGGAAGAAUUUUUUAAGGAUUUAAUUGCAGAUCCUUUCACAAUUGGAUUCACGGCUAUCAAAAGAUGA
Stylonychia lemnae is the source of this 1863-nucleotide messenger RNA. The record is from the annotation of a GenBank genome assembly. Lineage: Eukaryota; Ciliophora; Spirotrichea; Sporadotrichida; Oxytrichidae.